Molecule: messenger RNA, 1065 nt
Organism: Chaetomium globosum CBS 148.51
Lineage: Eukaryota; Fungi; Ascomycota; Sordariomycetes; Sordariales; Chaetomiaceae
Exons: 4
Coding region: 1-1065 (354 amino acids)
Biological process (GO): folic acid-containing compound metabolic process
Molecular function (GO): dihydroneopterin aldolase activity
Source: RefSeq, a predicted model, not a curated record
AUGUCGAUAUUCUCCAUCCGCAACCUGUCCACGACCACGCCCCUGCAGCACGCGGGACACGACGCCUGGGGCCGCGCGCGCAAGGCCCAGCCCUGCACCGUCUCGGCCGAGGUGGCCUUCCACGCGCCCUUUGCGGCGGCGUCGGCGCGCGAUGCUCUGGGCGACGAUACGGUGCAUUAUGGCACGUUGAGUAAGGCGGUGCUGGGGAGUGUGGCGAGGUUUGAGGGAGAGGUGGCGGCGGAGGUGGGGGAGGGGAGUAAGGUUGGGGUCGAGGGGGAAAGGAGUCUGAGGGAUGUGUUGGGGAGGGUGUGGGGGGAUUUGACGGGGUUGGAGCUUGAUGGGCGGGUUCGGGAUGGGGAUGCUACGGCGGCUUUUUUGGAUCUGAACAAGGUGCGGCUGUUGUCCGUUACCGUGGUGCUGCCGAAGGCGUCGCUUCUUGGGGACGGGGUGCGGUUGACGGCGAGCGCAGUGUUCAAUGCUGCCGAACGAGGCGAGAUGGAGGGGAGGGCGAUGGCGUUGGAGGUUAGUCGACUGAAGGUGCCGACGCUGGUUGGGGUGAAUGCGAAUGAGAGGCUGGCGAAACAGUUCGUGAUCGCGACGGUCACGGUCGAGGGGUUUACGAGGGGGGAGGAUGCGUAUACCGAUAUUGAGCGCGACGUUGUGACGGCAAUGGACGCAUCAUCCUUCGAAACGCUUGAGGCUCUGGGCGCUCAUCUAACAGAGGCUGUUCUAGCUUCACGCUGGAGGGAGGACGGCUGGCAGGUCUGUAUUCGGAUGGAGAAGCCCACCGCGGUCCCGAUGGCGGACUGCCCCAUUGUGGAGGUUCGGACAACGUGGGAGUCUCUCGAAAGGCAGAGGGCGCGUCACCACGAAGCCAUAGAGGUCAGCGCAACCAACAUGAUCGGGAAGCAUUUUGGAGAAUGUCUUGCGAACGUAGGAGUCGAUCUCGGCCCGUGCCGCGUCAGUCAGAUCCCCCGUCGCUGGGUCCUCCUCAAGGGCAAACUUGGUCCAGACGACGAGGUGCACGAUUCGCUUAUCGAUACCGUAAGGCCAGUCAUUCCUUAG